Pseudophryne corroboree (corroboree frog) is the source of this 8626-nucleotide messenger RNA. RefSeq names its product unc-13 homolog C (gene UNC13C). Gene Ontology annotation, biological process: neuromuscular junction development; dense core granule priming; synaptic transmission, glutamatergic. The transcript has 34 exons. The record is from RefSeq and is a predicted model, not a curated record. Gene Ontology annotation, molecular function: syntaxin-1 binding; calmodulin binding; phospholipid binding. Gene Ontology annotation, cellular component: plasma membrane; neuromuscular junction; synaptic vesicle membrane. Bases 779 to 7429 code for a protein of 2216 amino acids. NCBI's taxonomy places the organism in Eukaryota, Metazoa, Chordata, Amphibia, Anura, Myobatrachidae.
GUGCGGCGCAUGUGUUGGAUCUGUGACCGAGGACUUCACUAGAGAAGCCUCUCACGCUUUCCUGAUUCCCCCCCUCACUGCGAGAAGAAGCGAAGGGGCUGCUGUGCACAGAGGCGGGCUGUGGCUAUUGCAGUCUAUGCUGCAUUCAGAAGGAACAGCGAUGUGUGAAGUUGCGAGCUCCGGGAACGCCGGGAUGUCUGCUGGGCUCAGUUCUUGAGGCUUUGGGCUUUUUUAUCUUUGCCUUUUGCAGAAGUGGGAACCUGACUCCGGGCUUGUUAUCUCAGAGCCGUGAUACAUAUCUCUAUAGUGCCUGAGUAGGAAGCGGUAGAUAGGAAUAGCAGGAGGAGUUAGAACCAUGCCUGUGACGGUACCAGGAGAGCGCGGCGGAAUGUAGAGGAGCAGAUCCCAUUGCAGAUUAGGAACAUGCCUGACUGCACUUAAGUCACAUUACUGUGAGGCAGCUCCGUGUUGUAUAGUAACGUGCUGGAGAUGAAUGGAUGAGUCGGAAUGUACAAUGGAUAUAAGGAAUAAACGCACGCUAUAGGACCAGCCAGGGUGGUCAUGCUGGAUAAGAUUAAAAAUAAACAUCCAGAAGUCAUGAGAAGCAGAGUGGCCAUUUGAGCUUAUGUGGCCCUGCCAUAGGACUUGAUUUGUAACACAAGUACACGUGUGUUCGGUUCUGCUACACAGCUGUAUGUAUGUGUUGUGGACAUACAAAUAAUUCUCAGGAGCCAGCGUCAUAUUUUUCGUGAAGAUAGGUUAAUAUAAAGUUCCCCUGAUGGUUUCUGCCCUAUUAAAGAGCCUAAUCUUCUCUCAUAUAUAUAAGAUUUGCAAAGGAAUGUUUACAAAGAAAUUGGGAAAUCCUACAAAAAAGAAAGAAAGUCCAAGCAAAAAGGAUCAGGAAAUUUCCCAAUUUGGCCUAUCCAAGAAUCCAAAUAUUUCAACGACCAUAAAAAGUACAGUCAAAAAAAUUGCCAAGUGUUCUUCUUCCUGCAAUUUAUCAACUGAAGAGGAUAAUGUGAAGAAGGAGUUUUCACUUUCUCCAACAUUCAGUUAUAGAGUAGCAAUUGCAAAUGGGCUACAAAAAAAUCCUAUUCUAGUUGGCAAUAAUAAUGAGGAUGCACUUCAAGAAAUAUCUUCUCUUGAUAGUUCAUGUUCUGAAUCAUUAAGUGAAACAAGGGCUGGUAGUACAACCAAGGAAUACGCAUCACACACCAUGCCAGUGAGACGCAACAGAAAAAGCAUGAAUAGCCUGGCUCCGUCUGACGGAAGCUCGGAUGGAGAACGUACAUUACACAGUCUAAAAAUGGGUGCUUUACGCAAACUUAGAAAGUGGAAGAAGAGUCAAGAGUGUGUAUCCUCAGAUUCUGAAGUUAGCACAUGGAAAAAAACAUGGGGCUUACGGAGCAAGUCUUUAGACAGAACAGUCCGUCAGCAAAAAACCAAUACACUAGAACCUGGCUUUAGCUCAACCGGUUGCAUAAGCCAAACACAUGAUGUCAUGGAAAUGAUCUUUAAAGAACUGCAAGGCAUAAGUCAAAUUGAAACUGAACUUUCUGAGCUAAGGGGACACGUCAAUUCUCUAAAGCAAUCAAUUGAUGAAAUUUCUAGCAGCGUUGAAGUUGUGCAAAGUGAAAUUGAGCAGUUACGGACAGGAUUUGUACAGUCAAGAAGAGAAACAAGAGAUAUCCAUGAUUAUAUUAAACAGAUAGGCCACCAGGGUAAUAAGGUCUGUCUUAGAUUUUUAAAUGUGCCUGAAGAAAAAGGGGAAGUUUGUGAAAAUGUUGUUUACAGAAUUUUAAUAGAAAAAAUGGGAUUCUUGGAUGCACAAAACAGCAUGAAAAUUGAACUUGCACACAGGCUCGGUCAACAAAGAGACUGUCCAAACGCAAAGCCUAGACAAAUUCUUGUCUAUUUUGGUACACAACAAGAUAGAGAUCUAGUUCUAAAAAAAUGUUACAAACUAAAGGGAACUGGAAUUGGGGUUUCUACAGAUAUUCUUUCACAUGACUUGAAAGUUAAAAAAGAAAAGGCCCUGCCUUCUUCUCAGACAUAUGAGAGUAUGGAUAUGAAAUUUUCUUCCAUGGAGCCAAAGAUUAAUCAUGAUGAAUGGGAAUCUCAUGAUGACAGUGAUAAAGACUUAGAGCCUGACAUAAAUAGGAAUAGUUAUGCAGUGGUCUCUAAAUCUGAUGUCCAGAUGAAGUCAAGUGGAAGCAAAAGAAGUGGGCAGUCAUCACAUAAUAGAAAGUCUCACAAAACAUCCAAUGAGUCCACAUAUAAAAGCAAAGAUGAUUACGGAGAUCUUAAUUUUCAGUCGCCAGGUUCUGAUAACUUGGAAAAAAACAAAAUGUAUUACAGUGAUUCGACUCCCUUGUGGCAUUCACAAACAGAUUUUUCCACACCAAAACUGAGUCGCUCAGAAUCAGAUUUUUCUAAAUUAUGUCAAUCCUAUUCUGAAGAUUUUUCUGAAAACCAGUAUUUCAUUAGAACCAAUGGGAGUUCUCUGUUGUCUUCUUCUGACCGCGAGCUGUGGCAAAGAAGACCAGAGGACAAUUCAUCGAACUGGUAUGUAAACUCACAAGAGCAAGCUUACAGUAAUGAAGCAGAGCCUUAUCCUGAGGAAAAUGAAAUUGAGAACACUGAAACUGUUGACAGCGGUGUCAGCAAUGGAAUACUUUGUGCUUCUGGAGAUCGAAGUCACUAUAGCGAUUCUCAGCUAUCUUUGCAUGGUGAUCUGUCACCCUGGAAAGAAUGGCAUCAUUUAGAGCACGGUACAGACUCUGGUCUUGAUACAUGUACACAACACGCUUUUGCCUAUAAUGUUAACUGUCCUACAGAUGAACAGGUGGAAAUUCAUGAAAGCCAUUAUGAAAAGUGCCAAAGUACAGAACUUCCAUAUAAUACGGAAAACUACAGUUACACACUAGAUAGCAAUUCUCCAUCCUGCCCUGAAAUAUGCACAGUAGCACAAAAUCAGUGGACUGGUGAAUAUGAUUCCUAUAGUGAAACAAAUGCCAAUGAACUUUAUCAGAACCAAUCAAGAAUGCCCAUGAUGUACCGUAGUCAGAGCGAAUUGCAAAGUGACGACUCUGAGGAUGCUCCACCAAAAUCGUGGCAUAGCCGUCUCAGCAUUGAUCUUUCUGAUAAGACUUUCAGCUUUCCCAAGUUUGGCUCUACUCUUCAGCGUGCUAAAUCAGCCUUGGAAGUUGUGUGGAAUAAAAGCACUCAGAGUUUAAGUGGCAAUGAUGAAAGUGGUUCCUCAUUUAUGGGCAGAUUUCGGACUUUGUCCCAGUCUACUGCUAAUGAGUCUAGCACAACCCUAGAUUCUGAUGUGUACACAGAACCCUACUAUUACAAGGCUGAUGAUGGAAUUAAUUAUAGUGAGUCUGUAGCUGAUAAUGACAAUGGAGCUGAUUAUGUAGAGGUAAUGGAACAAGUUCUUGCCAAACUUGAAAACAGAACAAAUACAAAUGAAAAUUUUGAGCAGAUCGAAGAUUACCAAGAGUAUGAAAACAAUUCAUAUGACGUCGAUUUUGCCAACCUACAAAUGGAUGAAUACGACACUCUUUUUGAUGACUUGGCUCCUGAGGAUAUAUUACAACCUGAAUGUGAAAUAGAUUAUGACCUGGCAGAGAAUGAUGAUGAAAACAAAAAUGUACCCGAGAUACUGAUCGAGGUUCCAAAGAAAAGACGUAUCCGGCCAAGCUUCAAAGAGGCUGCCUUCAAAGCAUACAGGAAAGAAAUGGCUGAUCUUGAAGAAAGAAUCCUUGCAGGAGAUAGCAAAGCUAUGGAUGAAAAGGCACGGAUAGUUGGGGGCAGUACUUUGGAUGCAUCAAAACUUUACGAAAUACAGACAUCUGGAGGACCUGGCAGUGGGCUAUAUGGAAUUGACAGUAUGCCUGAUCUCCGGAGGAAGAAAACGUUACCCAUUGUCCGAGAUGUGGCAAUGACAUUGGCUGCGCGGAAAGCUGGUAUAUCUCUUGCAAUGGUUAUCCGGACAUCUGCCAACAAUGAGGAACUGAAAGCUCAUGUUUUCAAAAAGACGUUGCAAGCUCUUAUUUAUCCAAUAUCAUCCACUACUCCUCACAACUUUGAAGUAUGGACGGCAACAACACCGACAUACUGCUACGAGUGCGAAGGCCUGCUUUGGGGAAUAGCAAGACAAGGCAUGAGAUGCACGGAGUGUGGCGUCAAGUGUCAUGAAAAAUGUCAAGACCUCCUUAACGCUGACUGCUUGCAAAGAGCAGCAGAGAAAAGUUCCAAGCAUGGAGCAGAGGACAAAACCCAACAUAUAAUUAUGGCAAUGAAAGAAAGGAUGAAGAUCAGAGAAAGGAACAGACCAGAGGUUUUCCAGCUUAUUCAGGAGUUUUUCCAAAUAUCGAAAGAAGAUUUUACACAGUAUACAAAGGCAGCUAAGCAAAGUGUUCUGGAUGGAACGUCCAAAUGGUCAGCCAAAAUCAACAUCACUGUGGUUUCCGCACAGGGGUUACAAGCCAAAGACAAAACAGGUUCCAGUGAUCCAUAUGUGACAGUCCAAGUUGGAAAAACCAAGAGGAGAACCAAAACAAUAUUUGGAAAUUUAAACCCAGUGUGGGAUGAAAAAUUUCAUUUUGAAUGCCACAACUCCACAGACCGAAUAAAAGUGAGGGUUUGGGAUGAAGAUGAUGAUAUAAAGUCCAGGGUAAAACAACACUUCAAGAAAGAGUCAGAUGACUUCCUCGGGCAGACGUUUGUAGAUGUGAGAACGCUCAGUGGAGAAAUGGAUGUCUGGUAUAAUUUAGAGAAAAGGACAGAUAAAUCUGCUGUCUCAGGUGCAAUCAGGAUGAAAAUCAAUGUUGAAAUCAAGGGAGAAGAGAAUGUGCCGCCUUACCACAUACAGUACACUUGUUUGCAUGAGAACUUAUUCCACUACCUGACAGAAGUUCAGAAUAAUGGCAGCGUUAAGAUCCCUGAAGUAAAAGGAGAUGAAGCCUGGAAGGUGUACUUUGAUGACGACGCACAAGAAAUAGUGGAUGAAUUUGCAAUGCGCUAUGGAAUAGAGUCUAUUUAUCAGGCAAUGACGCAUUUUUCCUGCCUGUCUUCCAAAUACAUGUGCCCAAGUGUCCCUGCUUUCAUGAGCACCUUAUUGGCAAAUAUAAAUGCUUUCUAUGCUCACACAACAGCCUCAACAAAUGUUUCCGCUUCAGACCGCUUUGCUGCUACAAAUUUUGGGAGAGAAAAGUUUAUAAAACUGUUGGAUCAAUUGCACAACUCCCUGCGAAUCGAUCUUUCAAAAUACAGGGAUAAUUUCCCUGCUAGCAACUCUGAAAGGCUCCAGGAUUUGAAGUCAACAGUGGACUUGCUAACAAGCAUCACCUUUUUCCGCAUGAAGGUUCUUGAACUUCAGAGUCCUCCAAGAGCCAGCACCGUGGUGAAGGACUGCGUGCGUGCCUGCCUAGAUUCCACGUAUAAGUAUAUUUUUGUUAACUGCCAUGAGCUUUACUCACAAUUACUGGACCAGGGUAAGAAACAGGACAUUCCGCGUGAAGAACAAGGCCCAACAAUCAAAAACUUGGAUUUCUGGCCCAAUCUCAUUACUCUAAUGGUCACUAUUAUUGAUGAAGAUAAGACUUCAUAUACUCCCGCUUUAAACCAGUUCCCACAGGAGCUGAAUAUGGGUAAACUGAGUGCAGAAGUGAUGUGGAGCCUAUUUGCCCAGGAUAUGAAGUAUGCUAUGGAAGAACAUGAAAAGCAUCGUCUUUGCAAGAGUACAGAUUACAUGAAUUUGCACUUCAAAGUAAAAUGGUUUUAUAAUGAAUAUGUUCGAGAGCUUUCUGCAUUCAAGGAUUCCGUCCCGGAAUAUUCUCUGUGGUUUGAACCAUUUGUUAUUCAGUGGUUGGAUGAAAAUGAAGAUGUGUCAAUGGAAUUUCUCCAUGGAGCUCUAGGAAGAGACAAAAAAGAUGGAUUCCAGGCAACAUCUGAGCAUGCCUUGUUCUCCUGCUCAGUUGUUGAUAUCUUCACUCAAUUAAAUCAAAGCUUUGAGAUUAUCAAGAAAUUGGAGUGCCCUAAUCCGGAAGCCCUUUCUCAUUUAAUGAGAAGAUUUGCAAAGACCAUGAACAAAGUGCUUCUUCAAUACGCUGCAAUUAUAUCCAAUGAUUUCCACUCUUACUGCGGCAAAGAAAAUGUGUCCUGUAUUCUGAUGAACAACAUCCAACAACUGAGAGUUCAGCUGGAAAAAAUGUUUGAGAAUAUGGGAGGCAAAGAGCUGGAUCCUGACGCCAGUGCGAUGCUGAAAGAACUGCAAGUGAAGCUAAGUUCAGUGCUUGACGAGCUCAGCUGCACAUUUGGGGCAAGUUUCCAGAACAUAAUUGAGGACUGUGUGAGACAAAUGAGUGUGGAAUUAAAUCAGAUGAGAGGGAAUGGAAAUGCAUCCACAAACAGGAACAAUGCAGCCGUGGAUGCUGAAAUCGUUUUGCGCCCAUUGAUGGAUUUCCUAGAUAAAACGUUAUCGGUCUCAGCAAAAAUAUGCGAGAAGACUGUGCUAAAACGCGUUUUAAAAGAGUUAUGGAAGCUAGUGCUUAAUAAAAUUGAAAAGCAGAUUGUGCUGCCACCUCUAACAGAUCAAACAGGGGCUCAAAUGAUUUUCAGCGCAGCUAAAGACCUUGGACAGUUGUCUAAAUUAAAGGACCAUGUCAUUCGCGAGGAAGCCAGAAGCCUCACACCUCGGCAGUGUUCAGUUAUGGAGGUUGUGCUAGCCACAAUUAAGCAAUACUUUCACGCUGGAGGAAGCGGCCUGAAAAAGAAUUUCUUGGAGAAGAGCCCAGAUCUACAAUCACUGAAAUACGCCCUCAGCCUGUACACUCAAACUACUGAUGCUUUGAUUAAGAAAUUUAUAGAUACACAGACAUCUCAAGGUCUGUCCACAGAAUCCUCUGUAGGAGAAAUUUCAGUCCAAGUCGAUAUCUUCACUCAUCCUGGAAAUGGAGAACACAAGAUCACAGUAAAAGUUGUGGCACUCAAUGGGCUGAUUUGGCAGACUACAGCUAUGUUUCGGCCUUUUGUUGAAAUCUAUGCAUUAGGACCCAGCCUCAGUGACAAGAAAAGGAAAUUUUGUACCAAGACAAAAAGCAACACCUGGUCACCUAAGUACAACGAGACUUUCAACUUUGUUCUAAGUAACGAAGAAGGCCCAGGGACUUAUGAACUUCACCUGUGCGUGAAGGAUUACUGCUUUGCCCGAGAAGAUCGCAUUAUAGGAAUGACAGUCAUCCAGCUGAAGGGCAUUGUAGAGAAAGGAAACUGUGCAUCCUGGUAUCCUCUGACAAAAAGCAUCUACAUGGAUGAAACUGGACUGACAAUCCUGCGAAUACUAUCUCAGAGGUCCAAUGACGAGGUCGCCAAGGAGUUUGUAAAACUUAAAUCAGACAUUCGGUCUCCAGAAGAGAUCUAGAACACUGCUGCAGCAUAGACAUCACCUAACAGAACUAUUUUAAAUACAAACAUAUUGAUACAGUGUUGUUGUUUGGAUAGUGUAUGCAUGUGCAAAUCAGUGGGAAUGUUUAUUCAAUAUGUUUCAGUGUUUGCUAGUACACCAGUACUAUACUUGCAAGGCGUGUUGAAGAAGAAAUGUACUUUCUUUUUAUAUAUAACAGACAUUGGGCAAGGACUCGUUCCCAUAAAGUGCCAAAACCUACACCUAAAACUGAAAUAAGCUCAUGUUAUUUUUUAGUAACUUCUUUUUCCUACCGAUUUCCAACAUGGUUGCGUACUAAACUAUUGGUUAAUGAGUUGUAUUUGUUAAAUAAAUGUGUGUCUCUGUGCAGUUGUUUUAUUUAAUUAUCUCCCAACAUGUUAUUCAUAAUCAUAAUGUUGCUGCUGUAAUUUGUUUUGCUUUUUUUAUUGCAGAACCAAAUUAAUUGUUGACGAAUGGUUUGUCAUUUUAUAACUCCAUUCCUGGUUAUAAAUGUUUCCUUUUUUCAUAUAAAUAGGAUGGGGCUAUUUUAUGCAUAUACUACACAAACCUUUCUGGUAUAUCACUGUGAAGACAAACUGUACAGAAGCUUCUAAAGGUCAAUAAUGUCCCUCCUUAUACAGUAGUGUCCCCUUCUAUGUAUUCCAGUUCUGUAAUAGAUCUCUGCAUAUUAGUAGUAAGUGCGAAACACAAGAUACUCUGAAGAAAUGUGAGUUUCUAUACAUUUGUAUAAAACAGUAUAUGGGGAUUGUGUGCUAAGUCAUUCCCUAUGUUUUGCUCACGUCAUUUGCUCCGCUUAUUGUCACUUACAGUAAUUUCCAUAAAACUUGACGUAUUUUUGUACAAUGCAAUGGAAACAGUAAAGGUCCUUAAAUAUUAUCUAUAAUUUUCCAAGAGUGUAUAAACUUAAAACAUUGUAAUGAAUACCACGGAUAUUGACGGAACUGUGUGCAUCUGGAAUGUUGUCUUUACCAUUGAGAGAAUUUAAUUGUCGCAAGCAGGGAAACUGUUGUAUUGUUUACUUAGCUGCAAUUUCCGUCAAGUGUCUCUUUUUAAUAAAAAAAACAAAACUACAGUUUGUACUUAUGCAACAUAAAAAUGUAUUGCACUGAGGCAAGUCAUGUCAUGUAAAUAUAUUUAGUGAGAUAUUGUAAAAUAAAAUAUGAAGAAACUUCA